Messenger RNA from Haliotis rufescens (red abalone), 1044 nucleotides. RefSeq lists its product as uncharacterized. The transcript has a single exon. The coding region runs from base 1 to 1044 and encodes 347 amino acids. Lineage: Eukaryota; Metazoa; Mollusca; Gastropoda; Lepetellida; Haliotidae. The record is from RefSeq and is a predicted model, not a curated record.
AUGGGAAUCAAGCAUGGGCUACUAGAGACCUACUCUGUCCCAGAAUUCUCAUGGGGAGACAAGCAUGGGCUACUAGAGACCUACUCUGUCCCAGAAUCCUCAUGGGGAGACAAGCACGGGCUACUGGGGACCUACUCUGUCCCAGAAUUCUCAUGGGGAGACAAGCAUGGGCUACUGGAGACCUACUCUGUCCCAGAAUUCUCAUGGGGAGACAAGCAUGGGCUACUAGAGACCUACUCUGUCCCAGAAUCCUCAUGGGGAGACAAGCAUGGGCUACUGGGGACCUUCUCUGUCCCAGAAUUCUCAGGGGGAGACAAGCAUGGGCUCCUGGAGACCUACUCUGUCCCAGAAUUCUCUUGGGGAGACAAGCAUGGUCUGCUGGGGACCUACUGUGUCCCAGAAUCCUCUUGGGGAGACAAGCAUGGUCUGCUGGAGACCUACUAUCUCCCAGAAUCCUCUUGGGGAGACAAGCAUGGUCUGCUGGGGACCUACUGUGUCCCAGAAUCCUCAGGGGGAGAUAAGCAUGGGCUGCUGGGGACCUUCUCUUUCCCAGAAUUCUCAUGGGGAGACAAGCAUGGUCUGCUGGAGACCUACUAUCUCCCAGAAUCCUCUUGGGGAGACAAGCAUGGUCUGCUGGGGACCUACUGUGUCCCAGAAUCCUCAGGGGGAGAUAAGCAUGGGCUGCUGGGGACCUUCUCUGUCCCAGAAUUCUCAUGGGGAGACAAGUAUGGUCUGCUGGAGACCUACUAUCUCCCAGAAUCCUCUUGGGGAGACAAGCAUGGUCUGCUGGGGACCUACUGUGUCCCAGAAUCCUCAGGGGGAGAUAAGCAUGGGCUGCUGGGGACCUACUAUCUCUCAGAACCCUCAUGGGGAGACAAGCAUGGUCUGCUGGAGACCUACUAUCUCCCAGAAUCCUCUUGGGGAGACAAGCAUGGUCUGCUGGGGACCUACUGUGUCCCAGAAUCCUCAGGGGGAGAUAAGCAUUGGCUACUGGGGACCUACUGUGCAAGGGAACAUCUACAGGAUUACGUUAAUAUGUCUUGA